Molecule: messenger RNA, 669 nt
Organism: Suillus fuscotomentosus
Lineage: Eukaryota; Fungi; Basidiomycota; Agaricomycetes; Boletales; Suillaceae
Product: P-loop containing nucleoside triphosphate hydrolase protein
Exons: 1
Molecular function (GO): GTP binding
Source: RefSeq, a predicted model, not a curated record
AAAAAUAUCGUCGUAUUUGGCGAAGCCGGCUCAGGGAAAAGCUCAAUCAUCAAUACCAUCGCCCAAAAGCAGGUCGCAAAAACAUCAAAUGAUGCAGUGGGAUGUACCUUGAAACCUAAACGCUACACAGUAGACAUUUCCGGCCAUAAAUUCGCCCUGUUUGAUACCGCAGGUCUGAACGAGGGUAGUGAAGGCAACGUGCCGGACAAGCAGGCGAAGAAACAGCUGAAGAGAUUGUUGAAAGAGCGCAUGAGGCACAAGUCACCAGAGUCGGAUGGUAUCGACCUUCUAGUGUACUGCGUGCGGCGGCGCAACACAAUAUCCCUUCCCACCAUCCUUGAUGCCUACAACACCGUUUACUCUGGGACCUGCCGGAAGGAGAAAGUCCCAAUCGUCGUCGUCGUCGUCACAGGAUUUGAGUCUGAGACUCACACGGAGAGCUGGUGGGAUGCUCACAGGGAGACAUUCAAUAGCAUGCAUCCCGCAGGCCAUGCAUGUGUCACAACCACUCAGGAAUAUCUAGGCAUUCAGGCAGACCUUACUCGUCGAGUUGCACAGUCGAGCGAGAUUCUGCGCGACCUUAUCGUGAACACAUGCUCGGCUCCGAUGGUCGAUGACAACUUGCCCGUGGGAACGUGGUGCUGCUUGCCGUUGUGCUCGAUGAACUGA